This is a messenger RNA of Aspergillus calidoustus, 1365 nucleotides long. Lineage: Eukaryota; Fungi; Ascomycota; Eurotiomycetes; Eurotiales; Aspergillaceae. The record is from the annotation of a GenBank genome assembly.
AUGCUACCCAUCAUAUCCAUCUGGAUUUCAAUCCUCAUCACAAUUCAGGGUGUAUUCGCCGUCGCUUUCGGAAAUCCGGACCUUGACCCAAUUGCCCGUUCAAAUACACAUACGAGUAUAAAACUCUCGCGCGACGAGAACUACUUUACGAGUCCUGGAAGCGCGAACCCGGACUCCGACUCGGAUUCAGCAACGUUAUACGAAGUCGGCGACGUUGUUGAGGUCUCAUGGAUUACGACGCUCGAUGUAUUCAAUGUUACUCUCUGGCAGCGCGAUCUCUCUCGAGGGGGUAAUGGUACCUCGGGGGUCAGGAGUGGGGGAAAUAUUUUCUCAAAAACAUCAUCUACUUCAACGCUAUCGAAUAUUUCCUGGAUCGUGCAGACCUACGCGCUUGACCUCGAGAAGCCAUCUACAUUUUUUCUCUCAAUAGAUGCAUACACAGACGCCGUCGCCAGCUCGAAUUCUAAUUCUAACUCCAAGUUAGAUUAUGAAGAUUGGCCCAGUACAGGCUUUGUUUCGGGGAUGUUCAAUAUCUCCUCUUCUUCCACUACCGCCUCUACACAACCCAACACAGAAACAAAUACAGGAACAAGCGAAGAAACUUCCACAGACCAACGCUCUGAAACAACAAACACCCCAGAAACAAGUUUAACAUCAACCGGCAAAAUCGCCCUGGGCCUCGGCGCCGGAAUCGGCGCCCCGUUAAUCUCCCUCCUUGCAAUACUAGCAUACUUCCAAGUUCGCAGCGCAAGGAGGAAAUACGCUUCAUCUCAGCACGCCCAGCAGCAGCAUCACCAACAUCAUCCGUCUAUCCCUCCUCCUCCGGAAAUGUCGCUGUCGAUGCCGGGCUUAGCGCACCAUGCGCAUCCUCAUCAGGGCAUGGGGUUGGGACUUUAUCCGCCUCCAUUCUCCGUGUCUCCAAACUCGAACCCGGGGCAGGGCCUAGCCGAGCAAAUCCCGUCUCGGAACCCCGUCCCCUCGGAGCUCUCGCAAAAGGUCGCGAAGCCUGUUGUCCUCCCGCCGUGGGAGGUUGAUGCUGCGCCGGAGUCCACCUCUCCUACUUCAGCUCCUGAUCCUAAUUCAGGAAUGGGAAUUGGAAAUACGAAUGGAGUAACGCGAGCAAACACAACAAUAACCGUAAUUCCUAGACCCAACGCCCGCCCACGCCCCGCCGCACGGGGGCUAGGUAUCGAACGGGAACGAGGGAGACGGGGGCCGGGACUCGGCGAGGGGACGGGGCCUGGGAAACGGAGCAUGUGGUCGACGAGGAGGGUUGGACAGCCGGAUAAUACUACUAGUACUGGUGGCAGGCAGAGCACGAUUACGAUUGGGCUUCCGGAGUUGCCGGGGGAGAAUUAUAUAUGA